This is a messenger RNA of Elephantulus edwardii (Cape elephant shrew), 405 nucleotides long. Its product is annotated as 40S ribosomal protein S23-like. NCBI's taxonomy places the organism in Eukaryota, Metazoa, Chordata, Mammalia, Macroscelidea, Macroscelididae. Gene Ontology annotation, cellular component: cytosolic small ribosomal subunit; ribosome. The transcript has 2 exons. Gene Ontology annotation, biological process: translation. The coding region runs from base 1 to 405 and encodes 134 amino acids. The record is from RefSeq and is a predicted model, not a curated record. Gene Ontology annotation, molecular function: structural constituent of ribosome.
AUGGCCAACAGGGGCAAGUGUCGAGGUCAUUGUACCGCCAUGAAGCUACACAGCCACCAACAAGACCAGCGGUGGCCUGAGAAACAGUGCAGAGAAGCCCAUUCGGACGCAGCUCUGAAGGCCAGUCCUGUGGGAGGUGAUUCCAGCACUAAGGGAAUUGUGUUGAGAAAACUGAGUGUUCAGCCCAAGAAGCCAAAUUCUGUUGUUAGAAAGUGUGUCAGAGUCCAGCUCAUCAAGAAUGGCGGGAAAAGCACAGCCUUUGUGCCCGAUGACGGCUGCUUGAAUUUUAUUGAGGAAAACGAUGACGUUCUUAUUGCUGAAUUUGACCACAAAGUUCUUGCUGUUGGUGACAUUCCUGGAGUCUGUUCCAAGGUUGUCAAAGUGGCCAGUACAGCUGCAUCUUGA